CAUCUCGGUCCGUGCGGCGCGAGGGGAGAACACAUCCGACGUGUGCACCUGGGGGGGCGAGCUCGUUCGUGCACGGGCAGCCCCUUUCACGCGCGCGGACGGCCGCGGGGAAGAGGCAGUCGUUUUUCCCGGCCGCGAGGCGCGUGUUUUCCGUCCGUCCUGAUGGAGGAAGCCUGUGAGGUCUGGCCAAGAGGCGGCGGAGGAGGAGGAGGAGGAGGAGGAAGAGGAAGAGGAGACGGCGGCAUGCGGAGAAGUGGAUGCUCAGUCCACCGUUAAGGGGCUGGCACUAAGGACGCGACCCUACCCAGGGAUUGGAUAGCACCUCACCGGAUGCUGCCAACCGCAGCCAAGAGUUGUCCCCCCCCCGACUCUAGUGCUCAUAUGUGCACCAGAUACGCUCUCCGUCCCCUUCAGGCAACUUGAUGGAUCCCUCUGUUCACCACAGCUGACACAUCAUGGCCAGGCACAAUUACCAUCACCGUAAAGCAUUAGCACAGAACAACAGGAUUAGCCUCUGUGACUGAAAGUGGAUCAUCGGCCCUUUCUAAUAAUUCGUUGGCUGAGUUGGACCUCCGGGACACACGCCAUCCACUUCUCCAGGCCUCUUCAUACAGACCUUCCAACUGACCAUGUGAGUUGGCUGGCGAUAAGCAAAGGUAGAGGCAUGAGUCAAGUCUGACACUGGAGAUGCCGAAGAGACGAGACAUCGUCGCCAUCAUUUUGAUUGUGUUGCCUUGGACACUGCUCAUUACUGUUUGGCACCAGAGUGCCAUCACUCCUCUACUCUCGACAAGAAAGGAGGACAGACGGGAUGGCCGCUCCAACUCCCGGAAUACUUUCGCCCUCAAGGACUCCUGCUCCCUUCAGAACAGGGACAUCGUGGAGGUCAUGCGCACCGAGUAUGUCUACAGCCGGCCCCCGCCGUGGUCCGACGUCCUGCCCACCAUACACGUCAUCACUCCCACUUACAGCCGGCCCGUGCAGAAGGCAGAGCUCACACGUUUGGCAAACACCUUGCUGCACGUGCCCAACCUGCACUGGAUCCUAGUGGAGGACUCCCAGAGGACAACCACUUUGGUCGUCCGUCUCCUCCACGAGACAGGACUCAACUACACCCACCUGAAUGUGGAGACGCCCAGGAACUAUAAGGUACGAGGGGACACUCGGGACCCCCGAAUACCUCGGGGUACCAUACAGAGGAACCUGGCCCUGCGGUGGCUCAGAGAAACCUUCAGCAUGAACAGCAGCCAGCCUGGGAUUGUCUACUUUGCAGAUGAUGACAACACGUACAGUCUGGAGCUGUUUGACGAGAUGCGUUCGACCAAAAAGGUGUCGGUGUGGCCCGUGGCCUUUGUGGGGGGGCUACGAUACGAGUCACCAAAAGUAAACAAACUGGGCAAGGUGUACGGCUGGAAGACUGUGUUUGACCCACACCGGCCCUUCGCCAUCGACAUGGCUGGGUUCGCUGUGAACCUGCGCCUCAUUCUAUCCAAACCUCAGGCUUAUUUCAAGCUGCGUGGAGUGAAGGGGGGUUAUCAGGAGAGCAGUUUGUUGAAGGAGCUGGUCACUCUCAGCGAUUUGGAGCCUAAAGCUGCUAACUGUACAAAGGUAUUAGUAUGGCACACACGGACAGAGAAGCCUGUGCUCGUAAAUGAGGGCAAGAAGGGAUUUACAGACUCUAAUGUGGAGAUAUGACAUUCUUCAUCUGACACAGGGGAUUUCUCCGUUGGAUUCACAUUGGAUUCAGAACAACCUCAGAGUUCCUUCCCGUAAUAUCACGGGAGCUAAAAUAUCAUCACAGCACAGUACAGUAGCCGUACUUCACCAAUGGAGGCACAGCUGUCCGCCCCAGAAGGCAGCCCUCACCGUGAGCUCGAACAGACCAGUAUCAAAGCACAGCGGCAAGAAAGAGCACUGACUGAUGCAAGACAUCGGCAGGAGUUGUGCCCACUGAGGUUUUCUCGGAGAGCAUAAACAAAGGAUGUUACGUGAUUUUAACUGCAAGAAGAGAUGGCACGGCAAGCAAUAAAGAGCCCUCUGAGCGCAGACCACACCAGCCAACCAUCCAGUCAGCACUAAAUAGGGCCCGUUUGUUAUGAGGCGGGCUGGCUGUCGGGCACAGGGCUGCUUGGAAGAACGAAAGGGGCCCUUGUCUUAAGUUAGUCAGCACUGACUGACAGACUGCAAUGAGGGGAUCUGAGCCUCCCCCCAACACACUUGUACUGUACAACACUGAGCUAUUUAGAUAGCAUCCUGAACCCAGCACUAAUUAGGAGUCCUGUUACUCCACAGUAACACAUGCUCAGCUGUCACACUGCACAAAGGGGAGUACACGGAAACACAUGCACUGAAAACCACCGAGCAUUGAUUUAUUACAGUAUAACAGCAUAAUUUACACCAAGCUCCUGUUUAUUUCUGACAUGCUGUAACACUACUGAGGUCUUCUCAUAUUAAAAAGAGGAUUCAGUAUCCCUAGCGUCCCGUUCACCUUACAAUUCCGCCAUAAGCUAAUUAAGAUUAUAAUGGUUACUGAUGAUUU
Molecule: messenger RNA, 2539 nt
Organism: Pungitius pungitius (ninespine stickleback)
Lineage: Eukaryota; Metazoa; Chordata; Actinopteri; Perciformes; Gasterosteidae
Gene: b3gat1b
Product: beta-1,3-glucuronyltransferase 1 (glucuronosyltransferase P) b
Exons: 8
Coding region: 688-1695 (335 amino acids)
Biological process (GO): carbohydrate metabolic process; chondroitin sulfate proteoglycan biosynthetic process
Cellular component (GO): Golgi membrane
Molecular function (GO): galactosylgalactosylxylosylprotein 3-beta-glucuronosyltransferase activity
Source: RefSeq, a predicted model, not a curated record